CGGGGCUCAGUGUAUCGCCGCACACGGAGCGCCAUGGCCGAGAAGACGUUCAAGCGCGCGGAGCUCGCGAGCCGCAACAGCAAGGCGGACGCGGUGUUCGUCAUCGACAACCGCGUGUACGACGUGACCCAGUUCCUGGACGACCACCCCGGCGGCCAUGAGGUGCUGCUCAACGUCGCCGGCGGGGACGCCACCGAGGACUUCGAGGACGUCGGCCACAGCCUCGACGCCAAGGAGCUGAUGAAGAAGUAUCUGGUGGGCGAGGUGGCGGCCGAGGACCGCGUCGAGAGGAAGACCAAGAGCUCCGCGUGGAGCGAGCCGGCGGCCGGGGGUGCGGGGGGGCAGGCGGAGGGCGGCGGGCUGCUGAGCUCGUGGAAGCUGCCGCUGGUGCUGGGGCUGCUGCUCACGGUGCUGUACUCCUACCUGUUCGGCUAGCGGCGGGCGCGGGUGUCGGUGUGUGAGAGUGGACGUGUAGUGGGACGGACGACCGGACCGAGUGCUUUUUUAUAUUUAAUCUGGAUGCGAUCGAACGAAAACAAAAUCGUUUCAAAGAGAGGCGGCCGAAGUGAAAAUGUGACAUCGAAACGUUCGUUUUUUUAUUGUUUGUUCG
Molecule: messenger RNA, 610 nt
Organism: Aricia agestis (brown argus)
Lineage: Eukaryota; Metazoa; Arthropoda; Insecta; Lepidoptera; Lycaenidae
Product: cytochrome b5-like
Exons: 1
Coding region: 34-435 (133 amino acids)
Cellular component (GO): intracellular membrane-bounded organelle; membrane
Molecular function (GO): heme binding
Source: RefSeq, a predicted model, not a curated record